Saxophila tyrrhenica is the source of this 795-nucleotide messenger RNA. RefSeq lists its product as uncharacterized. The record is from RefSeq and is a predicted model, not a curated record. Lineage: Eukaryota; Fungi; Ascomycota; Dothideomycetes; Mycosphaerellales; Extremaceae. The coding region runs from base 1 to 795 and encodes 264 amino acids. The transcript is spliced from 2 exons.
AUGGGCGUCUCCCUCUCCACCGCCCGCUGGCUCGCGCCCGCCUCCUUCGCCUACGACUUCGCCGCCCAACAAUACGGCAUCUUCUCCUCCCCGACCAUGAAAGAGAUCCACGACCGCAACCUCUCCUUCUUCUCCCCCCAACCAUACUUCAUCGCAGGCUUCUUCUUCCCCCAGCAGCUCUUCCAACUCGCCUGGCUCUACCGCCUCUGGAAACUCGACUCCAAGUCGCCGGCGGAGAAGAAGGAGCUGGAUCAGAUUGUGAAGUUCGUCCCCUACUACGCGCUCGGCAACGUGUGCAUCGGGACUUGGAUGUUCUUCUGGAACUCCGAGCAGCUCAAAAUCUCCAACCUCUUCGUCAUCCUCAACACGACGGCGCAGCUGUACUACGUCUUCACGCAACUCGAGCCCAUGAACACGAAGUCCUGGUCCUCGAUCCUCACGCACGUCGUUAGCAAGACGUUCGCUGGCAUCGGCGUGCUGGAUUUGCUGCAUAAUACCUCUGUGGCGUACUUCAAGGACGACAUGCCUAGUACCGCUGUCAAGGUCGGGACGGGGCUGGCUUUUGCCGGGCUGAGCGCGGUGAGCGAUUGGAUCUUUGGAGGGUGUUUGGUGUAUGAUCUCGUGGGUUUGAGUGUGGGACAGGCGGCGUAUAGUCAGGAUAAGAGUUGGAGCGGGAUGUUAGGGGGGUUUGCGGUGGGGAGUGCGGCGAUUGUUGGGUUGAGGAAUUGGUUCAAACCGCCGUAUGUGGACAGCGAUGAAGGUUAUGCUUUGACGGGGCAGGACGAGUAUCCAUGA